Erpetoichthys calabaricus (reedfish) is the source of this 2422-nucleotide messenger RNA. It is a transcript of the gene grk7b, whose product is annotated as G protein-coupled receptor kinase 7b. The coding region runs from base 718 to 2376 and encodes 552 amino acids. Gene Ontology annotation, biological process: regulation of signal transduction; protein phosphorylation; signal transduction. NCBI's taxonomy places the organism in Eukaryota, Metazoa, Chordata, Cladistia, Polypteriformes, Polypteridae. Gene Ontology annotation, cellular component: cytoplasm. The transcript is spliced from 4 exons. The record is from RefSeq and is a predicted model, not a curated record. Gene Ontology annotation, molecular function: ATP binding; rhodopsin kinase activity.
UUCUUUCUUCUGCAGCACCAGCCUGGAGUAAAGGAAUGCGCUGAACAAGUAGGAAAAUCCCAAAUGAUUAAAACCUACAAAGCAAGAAAAAUCAAACACGCAAAAUUCUUUUUGGUUCAAAGGUCGGUUUAUAAACUCUUGACCUACAUGAAAUGAAGCAUAUGGAACUGGACAUAUUGCAAUUUUUUUUUUUUUUUACUAUUUAUAGCGAACUUGUGCUCAUAAUUUCCUUGCACGUUAUGUGGUGAGGUCACGGAUUACGCCUACAGCAGGUUUAAUUUAAUUAAUUUGGCCAUUCUAAGCUGUCACCACGAUAAGUUUUGAGAUUAGGUCCAAGCAUGAGCAGGUUUAGUUGUGUAAUACAAAUAAAAAAUAGAUCUCAAGUUGUUUAGACUGAUUUUCCUGCAUAACUGGGCUUAUUGAAAGUGCUUCACAUCUACCUUUCUUGGCACUUUGCCGCCCACUAAACAUAGAAAGCUGAAAGCUCCUUAACUGCGAAACCUCUUAGAAGUUACUUUCUGUGAAUAGCAUACCCAAAGAUACUUAAAGAAAAUCCUUCUGAAGUAUUUAAUUCUAAAUAAGUCAUUACUUAAAACCUAAGUGUCUCUUCCAAGCGGAGGAGGUCUCACACACACUGUGCUCUUCUCUGAAGGAGGACCGACACACUGGGUUGUUGACUUUUCACAGGGCACAAGGGAUAAACCAAACGGAGUCAAGAUGUGUGAUAUGGGAGGACUGGAUAAUUUAAUUGCCAAUACGGCUUACUUGCAGGCUAGAAAAAGUUCAGAAUGUGAUGCCAAAGAAAUGCAGAAAAGGCGCAAGAGCCUGGCACUCCCUGCCUUGGAAAAGUGUGCGGAAGUGAAGGUGAACAUGGCGAUGGACUUUGAAAGUAUUUGUGUGCAGCAGCCAAUAGGAAAAAAGCUUUUCAGAAAGUUCACCGAGACUGUCCCCAACUACCAGGUGGCCGUUGACUUUCUGGAUGAAUUCACUGACUGGGAGCUGGCAGAAAGUGCCACCCGCGACAAACUCCGGCAAAACAUCACUACUAGCUUUUUAACUGCCGGCUCGAAGAACUUCAUCUCUUACGUGAGCCCAGAACUGGCUGAAAAGUGUAAAAAUGUGACAGAAAAAGAAUUUGAGCAAGUCAUGUCCCUGGCCAAAGAGGAGACCAACACUUUUCUGAAAGGCCAGCCCCUCAAGGAUUUCCAGGACAGCCCCCACUUUGAUAAAUUCUUACAGUGGAAAGGCUAUGAACGGCAGCCCAUCACUGAAAAGUAUUUUUAUGAAUUUAGGACUCUGGGCAAAGGAGGGUUCGGAGAGGUCUGUGCAAUUCAAGUGAAGGUUUCAGGACAAAUGUAUGCUUGCAAGAAGCUGGAUAAAAAGAGACUGAAGAAGAAGACUGGGGAAAAGAUGGCCCUUCUUGAAAAACAGAUCCUGGAGAAAGUCAACAGCCCAUUCAUUGUCAAACUGGCCUAUGCAUAUGAAACUAAAACCCACCUCUGUUUGGUGAUGAGCCUGAUGAAUGGAGGUGACCUGAAAUAUCACAUUUACAACAUGGGCGAGAGGGGAAUAGAGAUGAAGCGGGCCAUCUACUAUACAGCCCAGAUAACGUGCGGCUUAUUGCAUCUGCAUUCGAUCCAAAUCAUAUACAGAGACAUGAAACCGGAAAAUGUGCUUUUGGAUGAUAAUGGACAGUGCCGGUUAUCGGAUUUGGGGCUCGCAGUACAAGUCAGAGAAGGAAAGGAAAUCAAGCAGAAGGCUGGCACCAAUGGCUACAUGGCACCUGAGAUCCUGAAAGAAGAAAACUAUACCUACUCCGUGGACUGGUUUGCCCUGGGUUGCAGUGUUUAUGAGAUGAUUGCAGGGCGGACCCCUUUCAAGAACUUUAAGGAAAAAGUCAGUAAAGAUGAGGUAAAAAGGAGAACACAGGAAGAUGACGUCAAGUUUGAACAUUGCAACUUUGAUGAACCAACCAAGGAAAUCUGCAAACUGCUGCUAGCCAAAAAAGUGGAGGAUCGUCUUGGGAGCAGGGGGCAAAAUGAUGACCCAAGGAAGCACACCUGGUUUAAAACAAUAAACUUCCAAAGACUUGAGGCUGGUCUCAUCAAGCCACCGUUUGUGCCCGAUCCCUCUGUCGUUUAUGCAAAAGAAAUCGGUGACAUUGCAGAUUUUUCUGAAAUCCGGGGCAUCGAGUUUGAUGACAAGGAUAAGAAGUUCUUCAAGAAGUUUGCCACUGGUGCUGUCUCCAUCCCCUGGCAGGAAGAGAUCAUUAACAGCGGACUGUUUGAUGAGCUGAGUGACCCCAAUAGGAAAGAAAGCAAAGCUGGGAUAGGAGGAGGUGGGGAGUCAAAAUCAGGUGUGUGCCUGCUUCUAUGAAGGGGGGCCGCAGCAGCGUGUGAUGUAAACUCUAGCCUUUAGGAUU